Molecule: messenger RNA, 1271 nt
Organism: Populus trichocarpa (black cottonwood)
Lineage: Eukaryota; Viridiplantae; Streptophyta; Magnoliopsida; Malpighiales; Salicaceae
Product: F-box protein SKIP31
Exons: 9
Coding region: 116-1108 (330 amino acids)
Molecular function (GO): protein binding
Source: RefSeq, a predicted model, not a curated record
CACGCAACGCAACGAAGUUUUUUUUUUUUUUUUUUAAUUAUUAUUAAAAACUCCGUCCAAGCACCCAUUCCCAAUCGCCGGCGAAUUUACCGGAAAGUCAAUCGCAGAUCCCCGCAUGACGAUCUCAGACGAGGAAGACGAGAUUUUGGCCAAGUUCCUGGAAUCGGAGGUCCUCUCUGAAGUCUCCGAUCAAGAUCAGGAGGAGGAGGAGACAGAGGAGGCAAAGAAGGAAGAAGAUGAACCAAAAGGCAAGAGAGUUCGUUUCCAGGAAACACAAGAAGAAGAGAAGGAGCAAAAUCAGAAAAAGAAAGCUAAUAAUAAUAAUAAUAACAAGGGUGAGCAAAGGAGGAUAAAGAGUGGAGUUUUGAGCAAGAUCCCUCCUGAGCUCUUUCCACACAUCCUCAAAUUCCUUUCCUCUGAGGAUCUCAUAGCUUGCUCUCUAGUUUGUAGAUUUCUGAAUUUCGCAGCCUCUGAUGAGUCCUUAUGGCGUCGCCUGUAUUGCAUGCGAUGGGGUUUCUUGCCCCCUGCUACAAAGUUAUGCGAGAAUGCUUGGAAGAAGCUGUACAUUCAGCGUGAUGAAGAGGACAUGGUUAAGCUUGUUAGGAACUGCCCACCGGAGUUUAAAGAAUAUUAUGUUCAAAUGAAUGCAGCAAAGAGAAGUCAAACACCUCUUCCUUCACAGGUGAAGGAUGACCGCAUAAUUCUUGACAAGACCAUUGCUGAUCAGGUGUCUACAUGGAAAAGCCGCAGAGGCCUGACUGAUAAGGUGGUCACUGACCAUGCUUGUUCAGGAGAAACUUGUUCUUAUUUCAAGCUUGGAGAUGUAUUUGUUUGUGAGAAAACUGGAAAUGUUCAUGUGUGUGAUGAUACAUGCAGAGAAGUCAUUAUGGACCCUACAAAUGAGCUUUUGGUCUGUACAAUAUCUGGGCAUUGCUUUGAUAGGUGGCUCUUGCCAUCUGAAAUGGAACCUGAUCCUGACCAGCAACAAGGCGGCUUGACUGAUGAAGCAGAGCCAUUCAUGGGAUCUGGUCGUUUUGCACGAGCUUAUCUGCUGGGAUAUAACUGUGAUGAUGAUAAGGAGCUAGAAGCUGCUUUGAGGUUUUGCUGAUCCUAAUCUUUGAUCUCUGUGAGGUGGAUGGAUCAGCUGAAUGUAUGGAAAUGGCAGUGGAUGUCAUCAGUUGAACAUAUGAAUACUUAAGAUUUGCUUAUCCAACAGUUGCAUGUAUGUAGAAGUUCUAUCCUUUGAUUCAAAGGGAGAGUUUGUUCCUUAA